This is a messenger RNA of Cinara cedri, 9328 nucleotides long. Lineage: Eukaryota; Metazoa; Arthropoda; Insecta; Hemiptera; Aphididae. The record is from the annotation of a GenBank genome assembly.
CAAGGACGCGGAAUAGUAGAGGGGCAAACGGUCGUCGUCGAGAUAUGGACCAGGAACCGGUGAGCUUGAUCAGUUAUUAUUAAUCUUUUAGUCGUACUCGUAAAGUUAGUGUAGAUAAAUAGUAACGGUGUGCCAUAGGAGGAACGAGGUACGGACGUCUUUUGGAAUACAUAUCUAAUAAUCAUCUUCAAUAUUAUACAUGUGCGUUUCCAUGUCGUAUGCCUUUAGGUUUAAAUUAAUUUGAAAAAAUUAUAUAUUACGUGUUGUUUUUUUUUUCUAUAAUUUAAAUUAAAUAUUAUUGUAUCGUAUAAAAGAGGUUCCGGUACACAUAAAAUAAAAUAAAAAACUGCAACGUAAAUAAUAUCGUCGGUUUUACCUAAUUAGUACAAACAAUUAUUAAUUUGUUUUAAUUUAAAACCGUUUUUACGAUAUCGUCGUACACAAACCGAAAAAUAUUAUAAUGUAAGUAAAAUUUGAUUUGAAAUAAUAUCAUCAUAUAAAAACAGUAAAUCGAUAACUGAUAUGCAAUUUUAUUUCACGCAAAGUAAAUAAUAAAAUAAAACCAACGCAUUUCACUAUCUUCAAAAACAGCCACCGAGCAUUUAAUAGCGAUUUCGAUAGAUAUAAGGGUAAAAGAUACAAAUAAGGAGAAAAAAGGGAAAUUAAGACAAUUAUAGCUUGGGAAGUGUUGAUAUCAAUGCAUUUUUGGGAAAGCUUUUUUUUUUUUUAGGAAGUAUAAAAUGAGGUUUUUGAGCUUAUUUUUUCUUUACUUUAAAAGUAUUUUUCGGGAAUACAUUAUUAUCAAAAUAUUUCACUUCCUAUAUAGUUAAAUUAUAAUCGUAUUUUUAAACUACAAGAAAAUAAAUUGUUUUGUCCAAAAUUUCUCAAAAACUACUGAAAAAAGAAAAAACUUAGCGAAAAAUUGCACUUUUAAAAAAACGCAAACAGAAAUGUUCAAGUAUAAAGCUGAGACUUAAACUAAUAUGUAUAACAUAUUUUUUAAAACCAGCACAGGUAGAUUUUUCGUCUGCUUAAAAUUUCAAAUACGCGUAUUAAAAUUAUCAUAUUUACCAAAUAAUAGAAAUAAACAGGUUUAAAAUGUUAAAUGAUAAUAGUUACCUAUAUACUGAAAACCUGUAACAAUUAUGAUUACCUAGAGUUCUUUAUAAAAACGAAGGACGGUAGUAAAAUACGAACUAAGUACAAUAUUAUACAUUUGUACCUAUACGUAUAAUAAUUAUACAGACAUGGGCAGAGUGGCCGGUCUGAAAAUGGGAUUUUUCCAGAUAGUCUGGAUCUGUGACUUGAUCUUUGUUUUAUUUUACUUACUUUUAUUAUUUGAAAACUUAGUUAAAAGUUAUGCCAAGACAAUAUUACAUUCUUAUUUCAGUACCUGUUAAAUUUUUUUUACAUACAUUCUGGUUUAAAACAUUUAAAUGUAACUAUAGGUAUUUAUGAAAUCACUUUUCUAAUUUUUUUAGGGAUAAAAACUCCCCCCUCUCCUAUUAUCUUCGUUCAUAUCACAAGUAAAACCGUAUUUAAUUCCUCUAAAUUCAAAAUUCUUGCUCUGUCACUGGUUAGAAUUAAAAUGCGAGAAAAAUUUUAUCUUCUAGCCAGAAUUUGGUUCCCACUCCACCCAUGUGUACAGCACACCCCCGUUAAUGUUUUUGAAAUUUUAGAUUUUUAGUACUGGAAAUGGCGCCAAAAAUAAAUUACCUACGUAUUUAUUUAUCUAAAAAAUAUGUAGGUAUACUUAGUUCUAUGUUGUGAAUAUUUUUCAUUUAUUUUAAAAACCGGUUAUCCUUGAAAUCGAUAAUUUUUUUUUUUGUAAAAAUCGCAUGCAGAUAUUUAUAUAUUACUUACAGAUACUUAUAUUCUUUAAUAUUGUGUAUCACGAUGAUGACGCGAACUUUUAAAUAAUAUAUUAUUAUAUUAUAAUGUACGAACAAUUUUAUUAUUUCAUCCCUAUAGUAUAAUUAUACUUACCUAACCUAACCUAACCUUGUGGACAGUGUACCAACACAUCAUAGUAAAAUGUAAAAGUGGGUACGGGUUCGGUCACAAAUUGUCAAAAUUUGUCUGCAAUCAAUACUUAUAAUAUGUAAACAAAGUUGUAAUUAUAUAAAUUACAUAUGUACAUAGAACACAUUUAGUUUUUAAAUUGUAAUUUUAGUAACGUAUCAGUAUAACAUUAAGUAUGUCUGGGAACAGUAGGUAUACUAAAAUCAACAUUACCGAAUAUAUCGAGGAAUUUAAUCUUGUUAAUAUUAUAAAAUACCUAUAGGUAGACAAAGAACAAAUCUUCCACAUUUUUAGUUUCCGAUAAAAUCUAAAUUUAAAACACUUCAACAAACCAUUAGACAUGCAUUAUAAAUAAAAAUAAAUAAGUGUAACUCGUCCACUAGCUCUAUACGAAUUAGGCAGGUUUUUGAAUUUCGAUUACUCACAUUUACCCACCCUAGGUAAAUCGUCGCGUACGGCGUUCACAUAUAUUUUUUGUUACAAUGUAAUAUAAUAAAACUUUUAUAGGAUAACAAAAUACGUUUUUAUACUUUUAAUUUAUAAUUCAAUAAAAAUAUUUAUAUACAUAUGAAUAUUUUAACUAUGACGCUAUUCACAGGUUCUAUUAUACUUUUAUUUUUCAAUAGGAAAGUCUAUUAUUACCUAAAUUUCAGUGGAUUUUUAUAAAGCGUUCGAAAUUAAUGUUUGCAUUUUUUUAUUAUUCUAAAUUAUAAAUGAAAUAUUUAUUACAAGUGAUUUGCAUACGAUUUAAAUCCCCCCCAACUACAAAAAUAUAUAGGCAGAUAGUCAAAAUGGUAAAUAUCUACAUUUUCUCUGUAAAAUAAUGAAAUUAUGCAAAAUAGUUCAUUGUUUUAUUAAAAAUUGGAAUGUCCACAUUUUUCUUCUUCUAUGCGGUACUCGGCCUUCAAGACCUGACAGUCCAACACAAUUGCCUCUAAUCUUCUCUUUCUAAUGCUAAUACUUUCCAGUUCUCUCCUGGUCUUAUUCUUUAUACGUCUUCUUUUAUCCUGUCCUCUCAACGUAAUCUUGGGCAUCUCAACGGUUUUUUUCCUUGUGGGGCAUUUUCUAGUACCGUUCUUAGUAGUGAAGAAUAAUAAUAAACCCUCUUUACGCCAUGUGUGACCUGCCCAUAUAAGACGUCUCGUUGUGAUGUCUUCAACUAUAUUCGAGCUUUGAUAUAGUUACAAGAAUCAAUUAUAAAGUUGUAAAUUUUAGUUAUAAAAUGUCUACCUGAUAUACUAUGAAAAAUGUGUUUUAGAGCCACGACUGUCCGGUCGUGUUUAAGAAAUUAUACCUUAACUAGUCUGCAAUCGUACCGACGAUAAUUAUUUCCGUUACUAAUAUAAUUUUUUGACCCGCGAUCAGAGCCAUACCAAGACUUUUCAGCGCAUCUGGCUGUACACAAAUUUCUAAUCUUAUCACAUCAUAGACAACCUAAGUAACUAUUAAUUUUUUAUUAAAAUUUUAUAUUUAUAUAUAAAUUCUGGAUUUUGUAACCUUUUCUGAAAUGCGCUCUUGGCCUGAACCAGCCUUGCAGGCUUUUUUAGGUAUAUAUACUGAUUGUGAUAAAUAUUAAUCUCGGCAACUCUUUCAGAAAUGAAAAUUAAUACUAGGUAUCCAUUGGAAAGUAACAAACGAAUAUUGCACCAGGUGCGAAGUUUUAAAAUACGCCCUUAUAAAUUCUAAUUUACAAUGAAAACUCAAAGCUGAACAAUUUUUACGAACUACAAUCAAAUAAGUGUUUUAAUUAUCUCAGUACUGGAUUUCCUAAAUUUUGAAUUUAUUGUUUAUUGAUUUCUUUUUAACGUAAUAUGUAUAGAUUUUUAUUGCACCUGAAGCGUAGGCCCUAUUCAUCCCUCCUUCCUAUCUGCUCUGCCCAUCUGUGUAUAGUACAUUGUAACGUUUAAUCAAAAAUAAUUAUUUCUAUGAUUAUUGACGUAUUUAUAUUCCAUUACCUAACAACCGGGUUUUUUUCUUAGUCCAGAAGUAAUUUAUCCUGAAUGAAUAGCGUCGGAAGUGAGGAAAAGAAGAGCAGUUGCUUCCCAAUCUAAAAACAUAAACAAAUAAACACAUAAUUUGGCCCCCUCUUAAGUCUUAAUAUAAUUUAAAUAAAACUUUAAAAAUAGCAAAACCAAUUAAUUGAUACAUUGAUACCUAUUCAAAUGCAUUUGACAUAUGUCAAAUGAAUAAAGUUAUUUCAUUUAUCGAUGGUGAUACGGUAAAAGGGUCUAAGCGACACAAUUCAUUGUUUUCAGGAGAGUCAAAAAACAUUUAUUUGUGAUUUUAAUAUUAUUCUUUUUAGGUUGGCAAUAACUUUUUUUUGGUUGGAAUAGGGAAUUUUUUCAUUGAGUAUAGACACGGAUCCAGAGGAAAGAUCUGAGGGGGGUCCAACAAUUUUUUUACAACACAAAUACAAUUAAACUAUAAUAUAAUACAUUAUUUAUAUUAUUUUGUCAUACAAUUCUCAUAAAAAAAAUCGGAGAAAUAAUAUGUCUAGGGAGGCCUGGAUCGCAAUGCUCCCCCCUCCUUCCAUCCCUAAUUAAAUACUUUUUUUUUAGUUUGUACGUCCUUAAUAUGAAUACGCAUUUUUGAUUAGCUUUUAUUGUCGUUUAGACCUUAUUAUUGAGAAGAUUAAAUAAAAAGUAUAGUAUCCCAAACUUAAAAUUCAAAUGGUUCGUUAAAUAAUGGUCAGAGCUGUUUUUGAGCACGAGCAAUGAACGAAAUACGUAUUUCUCCUUCUAACAUUGAAGCUGUGUCACUUAGACCCUUUUGCCGUGUCGCCAUCGAUAUAUCAUAACCCUCUCUUCCAUAGAAGAAUAGUUCCUGUGCAACAAUCCUUCCCCCGCUCCCAUACACUCCCAUGCGCUCCCAUGUACACUACUGGUUUUACUGUUAUUACUUCUUAAAUGCCAAACAUUUUAUUAAAGUAUCUAUUAUAAAUAGUGAAAAUAUAAAUUAAUUGCAUAAAGAAAUAUACACCUAGGUACUUAAAUAUUAUGUAAAAAAUACUUAGAGUCGAUGGAGUAUAAAUAUUUAUACGUAAGUGCAUAAUUAAGAUUUUUUAAGUUACUGCCGGAGCUAGAGGAAAAAAUUGAACAUUUAGCGAAUUUCCCAAAAAAUUUUAAGGGUUCCCGUGAAAAGUCUCUAACAUACACGUAUACGGGGGCCGAGCCAUCAUCGCCUAGUUACUCCGAUAGGAUAGAACCUUAGUACCUAUUACUGAAAUAUAAAUACAAAUUUAUCAGUGACCUAUUCUUAUUUUUAUCAACUACAAAGAUUAACAGAAAUAUAACGUUGUCAUUAAAAAAUAAAAAUAUAGGUAAGGGACACAAAUUGUUGCGUAAUAUUAGUAUAUUAUUAUAAUACUUUUUCAAAAUUGACUAAUUAAGCUAUAUCUUAAAUAUCUUACCUAUGUAGGUUUAGUACUCUGAUAUAUAUAUUAUUAUUACAUAUUAUGUGUGCGUGUUGACAUUUUAAAAUUAUUCGAAUAGUCUUCAAUGUAUUCUUUGAAAAUAUAUAAUAUACCUAUAUCCUGAAGGUACAUUCUUAUACGUACAUUCUAUUUCAACGUCCCGUAGAUGACUAUCUUUUAGAUUCUGUGUGGAACGAGGAAUGUAUUGGUUUUACAAUGAUAUCAUUUUUUUUUUCCUUUGAACAACUUUUCUACCACCAAUUUCGCUCCGAUUUACAAUGAAAGCACUUUUUCUGAAGGAAAAUCUGACUGGGAUGGUAAGUAAUUUUUUUGAUUUUCUCAGGAGUUUUCCCAAUAAAUGAGAAAAACGUAGGAAAACAGGAAAGUAGGUACAAUAUUAAAUAAACAUUAUUAAAGAAAAUAUAUAAUGUAUGUGUAAUUAUUUUAUCAUAAUAUGACAUAUUAUGUAUUUUUGACAAAGCAACACUAUCGUCUGAACUCUGAAUCUGAGUGGAGUUCCACUCAGAAUCGAUUUUUCGUUAGCAAUGGUUAUUCGUUGCGUACGUAUAUAUAUUAAAUUUCCUUUUUACUACUUUCUUAACUUCUCACCUACAACUGUGGUCCACCCACGUGCAAAGUACGUCCGUCUCUUUUAAUUACGCGAAUCUACGAAUUUACAAUAUUAUUGUAUUAUACAGAGAUAAUAUAGAAUAAUGUGUAUUUUGUACCAAUUCUAGAACAAAAUUGUUUAUACAAAAAAAAGAAAAAAUAUAAAAAACAGAACUGAUUGCGUAAUUUAUAUAUUUUUAUCAUAAUAUGAUAUCCGUUUAUGUGCAAAAUAUACUUUAUUAAAAUCUCCAAUGUAUAUUUUUUUUAGCAGAAUGUGGGAGGCGAUGUAUGAUGUCAACAUGGACGGAACGAAUGAUUUUUAUAACAAUAUGAUAGAUACGCCAUCGUCACAGGUAAGACUUCUAUUAAUAGCAUUGUAUUACCUAUUAUAAUAAAUGUUUAAAAUAGAAAACUAAUUUUUUAAAAUUCGCCUCUUGGAUAGGUCAUUUGAGGGGAGGGGAAGUGGUAGAUCAUAACGAACAUAUUUUAUUUUUAGAUUGGCAUCUACCAACCAAAAACGAAUUUUGCCCAAAAAUUGCUUUUAAAGACUGUGAAAAACACACCAUUUUGGGAGAAGUUAUUCGUAGGUAUAGGAAAAUGUUCUGAAGAUAACGCUCUGACCCAUUUCCAAAAUCUCAUCUAUGAAAACUUGAUCUAUUAACUUUGUUAUAUAUUGUAAUCAAAAUAUCGUAAGUCACUCAUUAUCUCGGAAAGUGGGUGACAAAAAAUAACAUAAAAGUAAAAUUGUAGAGCUGCUUGUUUCUCAAAUUAUCUAUAAAAUAGAUUCCGAAAAAAUGAGUGUCUUACGAUAGGACGAUCACUCUGUAUAUAUAUCUAUCGAUAAUUUGAAUUGCAUGCCUAUUACAGAAACAUGUUUUUAAAUUACCUUCCAAGAAUAUGGCAUUUAUUUAGUUUUAAUUAACAUACAAAACCGAACCAGUUCUUCACCAAAAAGAAAAAUAGAAAUCUAGCUAAUCUACAAUAGGGGAAUGCGGCAAAAUUUUUUUUCCAAAUUUUGAUUUAUCAAGUUUUGCUAACCGUCAAAUAUAAGUAGGUAGGUACACCACUGACACCGUUGCUAAACAUAGGUAUUGAAAAAAAUUUUGCCCCUAAAAUAUUAUAUUAAAAUUUAAAACUGUUAUUUUGCGGUCAGUAAAAAACAUGUUUAUUCGAUUUUAGUACGAGCUCGAUUGCGGUUACAAUUAUUUUGUUAACUACGAACUCGGUAAAGAUACUACGGCAGUGUUCACAAACCUGAAAAUAGAAGACUAUUCGGAACACACUUACGAGACUCUCGAGACUAGUUAUCAGCCGGUCAAUAAUGGCGAACAACUGCAACAACAGUGGCAAUCUACGUCCGAUCAACUCUCCCAACACGUCCCCGUGUAUAAUCCGCCGGACAACUAUUACAUGCAUUCCAACGACAAAAACUAUUUACUACCCACCAUAUUAGGUACUUUUGUGCAGUCAACGUACCUAUAAAACACAUUUAAUUUUACUGUAGAUCCUUUUCAAUUCCUCUAAUCUAAUAUGCCCCGAUAUUUUUUUUUUAUUGCAGACGUUGACAAGAAUUAUCACAAAGCGACCGCGUCGAUCGUGAAAAAACGAGCGGGACGACCACGUGGGGCUAAAGUCAAAAGAUCAAAAGCCGAGCCCAAACUCAGUAGGAUAUGGGAAUUUAUCAGAGACUUGCUAUUGGACUCUCAAUACUGUCCAACGUACAUCUGUUGGGAAAAUUACGAGGAGGGCCGAUUCAGAUUCGUGCAGAGCGACAAAGUGGCCAAAUUGUGGGGUAAAUUCAAACGCAACGAGAGAAUGAAUUACGAGAAAUUCAGCAGAGCUAUGCGAUAUUAUUAUAAGACUGGUGUUUUAUUGCCCGUCCAAGGAAAACGGCUUGUUUAUAAAUUUGGACCAAAAGCUACUGGAUGGCAUACAAACAAUCCAAAUUUUAAAUAUGAUUUUUAAAUAAUAUUAUUUUUGAUUGAUGUGUUUGUAUAUAUAUAUAUGUUAUACUUAAACUUAUGAGUGUGUAUUAGUGUACAAUUUUUUACUUUAUAACUUGCCUACUUAUGUAAGUUUGUUACAGUUAUUUAUGUAAAUUGUUUGAUUAACAUUGUAAUUGUUGUGAAAAGAAGAAAAUACCUCAAUUAUUUAUACAAGUAUACGAUUUGUGUACAAAGUAAUUACUGUAGAUGUUUACAAGCUUAAAAUGUAUUAAAUUUUGUUUAUACUGUAGUUAUUAUUUAAGCGCUAUAUAUAUUUUUCAUAAAAUCUAUACAUACACGUAGGUAAUCAAUAAUAUUAAACAAUAUAAAUUGUAUUAAAAUAAAGUCUGAUCAAAAUGUAAAAUUAUAACUAACUGUUAAAUCAUAAUAUUAUAAUACAUUUCCAAUUAACAAGAAAAAUAUUGAAAAUGAUUUUAUCAGUUAUUACAAUAUUUGUGAAAAAUAGAGUAGAGCCUCAUUAAUAAGAAUAGACAUCAAGUAACAUAUAAACUAUGCAAUUUAUACAGAAGAUCAAAAUAAACAUGAAACGAGUUCCACAAAUUUCCCCUGAAUGCUUUUAUUGUGAUUAUUUAUAAAUUACUUACAUUUUAAUACAUAUUCUUAAAUCUAUAAUAAAUAAAAGGUAUUUUUUUUUAGUUGAGGCCGGUGAACUUUUAAAUAAUAAAAAAAAUACACAGAUUUUGGUUGUUUUGUUUAAUCAGAACAACCUAGAGUCCCAAUAAAUCUGAAUUAAUGAGGUUCUAUUGUAAUCUUAUAUUUUGAUUUUAAAAUUCAAAACAUCAUAGUUUUUCGAUCUCAUUUAUAUUAUAUAAUUUAAAAUUAUAGCAAAAUAUAAGUUUUUGUUUUAUAUUAAUAUAAAUAAUAAUUAUAUAUAAGUUAAAAAUCAAAUAAAUAAAUAAAUUGAAUAAAUAAUAAUUUUUGAAACAAAAUAGGUUUCAUAAUAAAUUACAUUUGUUUUACAAAAAUAAUGUUUAUUUAUGCCUUAAAUUAUUUAAUCUUGCUUGAAGGUCUGCAUCAUUAUCAUUUGGUUGUGUAGCAGCACCACUACCUUCAUCUUGAGCCACCAUUGACAUUUUGUCUGUGGCAGCUAAACUUAUUGACCCAGAGACUGAGGGCAAUCCAGACAAUUGGUCUGUAAGCUGAAGACCUAACUCAUCUAAUACUUGUAUUACAAUUUGAUCUCUGAAAAAAAGAUUUCACUUUUAAUAAUAACAAACACUUGAAAGCUAUAAUAAUAUUUAUGAUUAUGUGCUUAACCCUUAAUACAUUCUCAAUUAAA